AUGGACGUUUCACUUCUUGUAAGUAAAUUCUUAGGUUAUGUCAUUGUUACUUUUUCAAUGAUCAUGAAAGUUCCUCAAAUUCUAUCUAUUUAUAAUGCUAAAACAGGAUAUGGUGUUUCUCUUCAAUCUGUUACUAUUGAAACAUUUCUCUAUGCAAUUUCUUUCAAUUAUCAUUAUCAAAAUAACUUCCCGUUAAGUACUUAUUUUGAUUAUUUCUUCUUACUUACUCAAGAUAUUAUUAUUAUUCUUUUAAUUGUUUAUUAUGCAAACAAAUUUACUUCUAUGUUUUAUACUCUUGCUUGUAUUUUUGUGUCUUUCUUCUUAGUGUUGUUUUUUGGUUUAUUCCCAUUAUCUCUUUUAGAACUUUUACAAGCUUUAACAAUUCCAUUUUUCAUUCUCGCUAAAGUCCCUCAAAUCUACUCUAAUUUUGUUGAAAAAUCUACUGGGUCUUUGUCUCUCAUUACCACUAUUGGACUUGCUGCUGGUAAUGUCAUAAGAAUUUUCACUACUUUAAAGGAAAUGGAUGGUGAUUUUACUAUGCUCAUCUCAUACACUCUUGGUGCUUUAGUUAACAUCAUCAUUAUUAUUCAAAUCCUCAUUUAUGGAAACAAAUCCCCUGCUCCCAAGAAGGAUAAUUAA
Entamoeba nuttalli P19 is the source of this 639-nucleotide messenger RNA. Its product is annotated as PQ loop repeat protein. The coding region runs from base 1 to 639 and encodes 212 amino acids. Lineage: Eukaryota; Evosea; Mastigamoebida; Endamoebidae. The record is from RefSeq and is a predicted model, not a curated record. The transcript has a single exon.